Molecule: messenger RNA, 2638 nt
Organism: Capsella rubella
Lineage: Eukaryota; Viridiplantae; Streptophyta; Magnoliopsida; Brassicales; Brassicaceae
Product: squamosa promoter-binding-like protein 10
Exons: 4
Coding region: 1133-2323 (396 amino acids)
Cellular component (GO): nucleus
Molecular function (GO): DNA binding
Source: RefSeq, a predicted model, not a curated record
UCUUCUUCUUCUUCUUCUCUCCCCCAUAUUCUAAGCAUUACUUACUCUCCUGAGAUUUGCUCUUUUAAUUCGUUAUUAAAAUUUAGCUUAUUUUAGAAAGAGAUCGAUUACGUUUGUUGAAUCAAUGAAACUGUAUCAUUUUGUCUAGGUAUAGAUAAUUCUGUUUUACAAUGGCGGAAUCGUUUUCUCACUGUUUUAUUUUUAUUUUUGCUGUAUUAUCAUUUGUUUGUCUUCUUCUUCUUCUUAGUUUUGUUUGGUUUUCUCCGUUCAUGUUGCUUCUUAGAUGUUCUUACUAUGCGAAUGGGAUUGUAGCAUCGAUAACUUAAUUAUUUUGAUGAAUUUAUUGGUUGAGGGACCAUUUUGCUUUCAUUGGAAAACCUUAGCUGAGGGGACCGUGAUUGGGAUCGAAACCUAACUUGCUGUCUCAUUUUGUUAGCUCAAUCUUUAUUGCUAGAGAUAGAGGUUCCCUUCAUUUGCUUUGCUUAGCAUUUGGUGUCUUUUUCUUUGACAUUAUACUACUUUAUAUUCAAUGUGUAAGUUUCUAGACCACAAUAGUAAGCUUUUAAGCCUUUGGGUUUUUGAGUAGGUUAGUUAUGAACUUUCUGCAAGUACAUAGGAGGAAUGGGGUAGGGAACGGGUUUUUGCAGUAAUGAUGGCUAUUGUGUUUUAAUGACUUGUUAACGUCGUGUUUCUUCACAAGUUGUUUGAUAUUCUGAGCUAUCUGAUUGGAGGAGUGUGGGUCCUCUUGAAUAAAUGCCACUUAGUUUUUGUGUGAUGGAGAGCAUACGAGGGAGCUAAGAAAAGGCACACCCUUUCUUUUCCCCUUUUUGCUGGUCUGGGUGCAACAUAGAAAGGUUUCUCUUGCUGAGGUUUAUGAUUAACGGGUGAGUGAGUAUUACACGCUGAUGGGCACUGAGUGGUGCUUGCAAUUCUCUGGUUUCUUUUCUCUCUUACCUUAUUCUAGUUAAGGGUAUUUGUUUGGCUGGCUAGAGUUAUUUAUAGGAUUCCCUAGUCUUCUCUUAUGUGAUUUUGGAUUUCAUUUACUGCCCCUAGCUCUGCAAACUUUUCUUUAUUUCAGUUCUUGUUGCUCUGGCUUUUGGUGCUAGGUCUAUGAAAUCAACCCACAUCUUGAAUGGACUGCAACAUGGUAUCUUCGUCCCAGUGGGACUGGGAGAAUUUGAUCAUGUCCAAUCCCUCAAAGACUGAAAAUGAAAAAAAGCUGCAAUCUACGGAGUGGGAAUUCGAGAAAGGUGAAGGCAUUGAAUCUAUAAUUCCAGAUUUCUUAGGCUUUGAGAGAGUCAGUAGUGGCUCUGCCACUAGUUUCUGGCACACUGCUGUAUCAAAAAGCUCACAGUCGACAUCUAUCAACUCAUCAUCUCCCGAGGUCAAACAAUGCAAGCUUGCAUCACAAAGUUCCCCUGGAGAUUCUUGCAGCAUCAUAGAUUUUUCCCAGGUGAAGGCAUCCACUGCUCUCGAGGUAUCUGUUGCCUCAGCUGAAUCAGAUCUUUGUUUAAAACUAGGAAAGCGGACAUACUCUGAAGAAUUAUGGGGUAGAAACAAUAAUGACAUUUCAGCGGUUUCCAUGAAGUUGUUGACUCCAUCUGUUGUUGCUCGGAAGAAAUCCAAAUCGUGUGGUCAGAGCAUGCAAGUCCCCCGUUGCCAAAUUGAUGGUUGUGACCUGGAUCUCUCAACUGCUAAGGAUUAUCAUCGUAAGCAUAGAGUCUGCGAAAAGCAUUCAAAGUGCCCAAAAGUUACCGUGAGUGGCCUAGAACGUCGAUUCUGCCAGCAAUGUAGCAGGUUCCAUGCUGUUUCUGAGUUUGAUGAGAAGAAGCGAAGCUGCCGCAAACGUCUUUCUCAUCAUAAUGCAAGGCGUCGCAAGCCACAAGGCGUAUUUCCACUGAAUCCAGAAAGGGUGUACGAUCGAAGACAGCAUACAAGUAUGUUGUGGAACGGGUUGUCCCUUAACACGAGAUCUGAAGAAACGUAUGCAUGGGGUACUACUUAUGAGACAAAGCCUACACAGAUGGAAAGCGGCUUUACCCUGAGCUUCCAGAGAGGUAAUGGCCCUGAGGAGCAGCUGUUUGCUAGUAGCAGCCGCUCUUUCUCUGUCUUUCAAUCCUCAGGCGGGUUCUCAGCAGGGAAAUCCAACGUUCAACUUCCUGGCAAAGGUCUGGGAGAAUGCUCAGGAGGCCUCCAUGAAUCUCAGGAUUUCUACAGUGCUCUCUCUCUUCUGUCAACCUCUUCGGAGCCACGUGGGACCAAACACAAUCCCGUGGUCGAACCACAGCCAAUAUUUGGCACUUUCCCUACUCAUUUCAUAUGAAUGAGUGAGGAAUACGAAGUCACUCCAUUAUAAGUCAAGCUGCAUCCGAUGGAGUUUCUCUUCAAAUAAAAUAAAAGCGUGUAACGGUCAUUGCUCUAGCUAAACCAGUUACUCGGUUAGCUCAGCAUUCCUUGUACUUUUCCAAACUUAUCAAGUCAACUUCUUCCUGGAUCCGUUUUUAUGCCAGCUUCAUUACUCUGUAUAAGACUUGUCUACGACUAUUUUAAAACCAGUUCAGAGAUCAUUCAGGUUGUAAUAUUAUUUGACUUCUUUGCAUUGUGUAGACAGUGAUAAUUAUGCAAGACAACUUUCUGA